Anguilla rostrata (American eel) is the source of this 1979-nucleotide messenger RNA. RefSeq names its product coiled-coil domain containing 28B (gene ccdc28b). The coding region runs from base 439 to 1077 and encodes 212 amino acids. The transcript has 6 exons. The record is from RefSeq and is a predicted model, not a curated record. NCBI's taxonomy places the organism in Eukaryota, Metazoa, Chordata, Actinopteri, Anguilliformes, Anguillidae.
UGUUAUUCACAACACAUUCGAAUGUUCUGAAUAAUUGGACCGUUGCUGUAAUAAUUAAUGUUUCUGUAUUUUACAACUUAAUUUUUGUGUUUUGUUCUUCUGGUAUUGCAUUGAAACGUGCUCAGCUAACCGUCCAGGUUUAAUAUCAGAACACUGGCUCAACCGUAAUGUGAUUACCAGCUUAAAUCGUAGCAUGGUGUGCAUUGAUUUUCCAUUCUUAGCCAUGAUAGCUAGCUGCACAUCCGCUCUUGGAAACGUAGCUGUUGGUUUGUAGGAUAAAACGUGGAUGAAUCAAAGCACCGGGAAAUUUAAAUACCAUUGCCAACAAGAUACUGGCUAAAUCCUCAGAGAAUCCUCAGCGAUCGUUUGGCCCUUUCUGCACUCGCGCGAGAGGGCGUGGCCCGGCCCGGACGGACGGACGGACGGACGGACGGACGCAUGGAGGACAAACGAAAGAAGCGCAGCCCCAAAGUGUCCCUCCCCCAGCCCCCCCCGCCCCCCGUCAACCCCCGCAAGCUCUCGGUCCUCCCGUCCAGCAGGAGCGCCACCUUCACCCUCGGCCUCCCUCACCCCCCCUCCCCAAAACCCAGGGGCAAGCUCAAGAGGUCGGUGGGGACGGCGGGACAGCCCCGCGACGUUCACAGUGUAGCCGUCGCCCCCCCGAAAAACUCCAGACCCCAUAGGGAGAAGCCUCGCACGCCCCAGCCCGCAGGCCCCAGUAAGGUGGUGCAGUCCUCCCCCCUGCAGCACUCCUUCCUGACGGACGUGUCGGACGUUCGGGAGAUGGAGGGGGGGCUCCUCAACCUGCUCAACGACUUCCACUCGGGCAAGCUGCAGGCUUUCGGUAAGGUGUGCUCCUUCGAGCAGCUGGAGCACGUGCGGGAGCUGCAGGAGAAGCUGGCCCGUUUGCACUUCAGCCUGGACAGCCACGUGGAGGAGCUGUCCGAGGACCAGAGGAAGACCGCGUCCGACCGCAACCUGGAGCACCUGCUGGGCAACCUGGAGGAACUCAGCAGCUCUAUACAGAAACUACACCUGGCGGAGAACCAGGACCUGCCCAAGACAUCGACUUCCUGAAGGAGGGAGGUCUACGUGCACAAAUCCCGAUCCGACUAGAGGAGGGACGGGGUCAGAGGGAGAAGCAAAUCUGUCCAGACAGGAAGUAAAGGUUACUGUGGUGAUGAUGGUUAACAGAGCUAGCAUGGACUGUGAACGGCAUAAACCGGGAUCCACAGAAAAAGCACAAUUGCUUUAGGAAAAUGAAAACCCAAAGUGAUCUGUGAUUUCGCUGCAGGUUUUUCUGCCCAUUGUUUACAAGUGUAGUUACAGUGGCUGUUUGAUUAAAGCUGUCUGGAGUGUGCGUGUGUGUGUGUGUGUACAUUUGCAUGCAUGCACCUGUGCAUGCAUGCAUGUGUGUGCAGCUGUACCUUAGUAAGUGUGUGUGCACCUGUGUGCAUACUUGUAUGUUUGUAGGCACCGAUGUGUGUGUGUGUGUGUGUGUGUGUGUGUGUGUGCACAUGCAUGCAUUGCACGCACAUGUAUUUGUGUAUCAUAUUAAGGUCCGUCCCAUGUAAUCCCAUUCCACCUCACAAAGAAUCACAGGUUGUCUUUGUUCUUCCUCCAGUAGCCUUACUUGUCUCAGCUUCCUCAGUGUAAUUGUCUUACACUACUUCACCUUACAGGCAUUUAGCAGCUGCUCAGAGAAUUUCUCACUUUUACGUAGCAAACCCAUUUAUACCGCUAGAUGCAUACGGAAGGAAUUCAGGUUGAGCACUUUGUUCUAGUGCCGCCUGGGAGUCAAACCCGCAACCCUCAGGUUGUAAGUUCAGUUCCCUACCCAUUACAUAACACUGCUCCCAGUAAAAGCCCCCGCCCUGGCUGAUCCCCUGGCCGUUUUCCCAGAAUGCAUCGGGUUUCACGAGUCACGCACCUGCACGUUCACCUGUGCAUUUUAUCGCUACACCACAGUUUUUAAAGUU